Messenger RNA from Lingula anatina, 3650 nucleotides. RefSeq lists its product as uncharacterized. Gene Ontology annotation, molecular function: metal ion binding; ATP binding. The record is from RefSeq and is a predicted model, not a curated record. NCBI's taxonomy places the organism in Eukaryota, Metazoa, Brachiopoda, Lingulata, Lingulida, Lingulidae.
CGGCACGCAACUUUAUGCAUACUCUCUGAAAUCGGGGUCCUCGAAAAUAGUAAGCCUAUACAAAAUUAAGAUAUGAGCACAUGUAAUAAUUUUGUAACAGACUACUAGCGGGCCCUGUGGUUAGAUAGUACUCUAUAAUUUGGGUAAUUAUACCUCUGUCUGUCAUUGGAGCCGGUCAUGCUGUAAACAGUGGUCAGUAUUGUGGUCCAAACAUUGGUCAGAAACCACGUACCCACUGAUGUGCCGAAGACGCCAGACGAUUUUGAGAGGGAAAGAGGACAUACUGGGGAGCCGUUGCUGUAAGAUAAGACAGCAAAGAUGCACUUCACUCUAGUUGCCCUUUGCAUCAGCAUACUGCUGCAUGGUGAAACAGGCAGCGUCCCGUCCAGCAGAAAGACCAAACCUGCGUCGACACCAUUAGUGCAGCCUUUGGCAGGACCCACUGUGGAAACUUCCUUUGAAGUUGGUACCCCUUUUCUAACGCUUUCAAACAACUCCGUAUGUCCACGCACGCUCCGGCCAAAAGGACAGUUCGUUGUUACUUUGGCUCCUUCUGAGGCCCCAGAGAGUUCUGAGGACACCCAUUAUUCCUCUGAAUCCGUCCUCAACGCAAAAUGGAUCCACAAAAUGAACCACAAUUUAACUUGCACACAAAAACAGACACCAACUCGAGGAAUACCCAGAACGGAUUCGGACAAAAGAGGUUCGCUCAUGGAAAAUGUGGGUGCCAACCAACUUCUCACACUGUCAGAUCUCUUCAAAGAAGACGCACCACGUGACGCUGUGUUUAUCACGGAGGUGCCAAGAAACGGCGCUUCGUUUUUCACAAACACCAAGUACGUGGCACACUGCAAUCUGAGCAAAAACAACAACAAUAUGGCGGUCAUACGCGUGGUGAACCCCCACCGCAUCUUGCCGCUCGUCGGUGGAGACCUCAAUGUUUUCUCUUCGGUGGAACCGCCAGAUGGUCUCGUUGAACACUGGGUCAAGCGACUGGGCACCAAAGCCAGGCCCAGUUUCGUCCGCCUUGACAACAUAACACAGAGCGCCACCUUUCUGACGCCGUAUCCCAUUGAGCAGUUACCUGCCGACCAACACCAUGUGGAUCCAGACUUGCACUAUAGAGCUCUUAGCAAACAGUUCAUAACAGAAGUCGAUGCCACUCAACCAAAGGUUUUGUUAAACCCGGUCAUCCCUUGCGUAAUCAAGCUGACCCACGGAAUGGGAGGAACAGGGGUCUUUCUGGUGACCACUGGUGAUGACUUACAACUAACUCAGCAGAAAAUUCUCCAGUCUCACCCAUCCUCGGAUACCAUCGUCACGGAAAUGGUGACAGACCUGAAAUCGCCGGAAUACAGCGCCCAUUUCUACGUCAACAAAGCCGGCGUUGUCACGUGGUGGGAGGCAGUAGAACUGAUUCAAGAUAGCGAGAACAAAACUAUCGGAACAAUGUGGAUGAAGAACAACACCGGUCUGAGAGCCAUUAUGGAACCGUUCGUCCUUGCAGUGGCGAACUCGCUCCAUCGUGUCGGGUACUAUGGUCCCGCGGGCUGUGACGUCUUGCACGACGGGUCACGUGGCUACCUCGUGGACAUCAACCCCCGAGUGACCUGCUCUAUGCCGCUGUGCCUGAUGGCUAGAGAGAUGAGUGACCGUGGGUGGUCAGUUGGUGUGAUGACCCGCUUGCGCUAUGCGCAGGGAUCCGUAAAUGACGUCAUAGCACGUGCAGAACGCGUCACGGACGCCGAGGUGGUGGUUCUGAGUGCUAGUGAGGUAACCAGUGACAUAACUGCGACGUAUGUGGCGGUGUUCGCAGACAGUCGAGAAAUGUGUGAAACAGGCAGCGUCCCGUCCAGCAGAAAGACCAAACCUGCGUCGACACCAUUAGUGCAGCCUUUGGCAGGACCCACUGUGGAAACUUCCUUUGAAGUUGGUACCCCUUUUCUAACGCUUUCAAACAACUCCGUAUGUCCACGCACGCUCCGGCCAAAAGGACAGUUCGUUGUUACUUUGGCUCCUUCUGAGGCCCCAGAGAGUUCUGAGGACACCCAUUAUUCCUCUGAAUCCGUCCUCAACGCAAAAUGGAUCCACAAAAUGAACCACAAUUUAACUUGCACACAAAAACAGACACCAACUCGAGGAAUACCCAGAACGGAUUCGGACAAAAGAGGUUCGCUCAUGGAAAAUGUGGGUGCCAACCAACUUCUCACACUGUCAGAUCUCUUCAAAGAAGACGCACCACGUGACGCUGUGUUUAUCACGGAGGUGCCAAGAAACGGCGCUUCGUUUUUCACAAACACCAAGUACGUGGCACACUGCAAUCUGAGCAAAAACAACAACAAUAUGGCGGUCAUACGCGUGGUGAACCCCCACCGCAUCUUGCCGCUCGUCGGUGGAGACCUCAAUGUUUUCUCUUCGGUGGAACCGCCAGAUGGUCUCGUUGAACACUGGGUCAAGCGACUGGGCACCAAAGCCAGGCCCAGUUUCGUCCGCCUUGACAACAUAACACAGAGCGCCACCUUUCUGACGCCGUAUCCCAUUGAGCAGUUACCUGCCGACCAACACCAUGUGGAUCCAGACUUGCACUAUAGAGCUCUUAGCAAACGGUUCAUAACAGAAGUCGAUGCCACUCAACCAAAGGUUUUGUUAAACCCGGUCAUCCCUUGCGUAAUCAAGCUGACCCACGGAAUGGGAGGAACAGGGGUCUUUCUGGUGACCACUGGUGAUGACUUACAACUAACUCAGCAGAAAAUUCUCCAGUCUCACCCAUCCUCGGAUACCAUCGUCACGGAAAUGGUGACAGACCUGAAAUCGCCGGAAUACAGCGCCCAUUUCUACGUCAACAAAGCCGGCGUUGUCACGUGGUGGGAGGCAGUAGAACUGAUUCAAGAUAGCGAGAACAAAACUAUUGGAACAAUGUGGAUGAAGAACAACACCGGUCUGAGAGCCAUUAUGGAACCGUUCGUCCUUGCAGUGGCGAACUCGCUCCAUCGUGUCGGGUACUAUGGUCCCGCGGGCUGUGACGUCUUGCACGACGGGUCACGUGGCUACCUCGUGGACAUCAACCCCCGAGUGACCUGCUCUAUGCCGCUGUGCCUGAUGGCUAGAGAGAUGAGUGACCGUGGGUGGUCAGUUGGUGUGAUGACCCGCUUGCGCUAUGCGCAGGGAUCCGUAAAUGACGUCAUAGCACGUGCAGAACGCGUCACGGACGCCGAGGUGGUGGUUCUGAGUGCUAGUGAGGUAACCAGUGACAUAACUGCGACGUAUGUGGCGGUGUUCGCAGACAGUCGAGAAAUGUGUGAGCACGUGCUUCAAAAUCGUAUGAAUUUUCUGUGCAAAUACAAAUGACUGAAAUGUAAUCCAAACAAGUAGAAUGCUCAGUAUUAUCAUUAAUUUUCAAUUUGAAUGUUUUGGCAAAUUUUCAGCAAAUAUGACUGUGAUCUGUUUGCCUGUGGCAUUUAGUUAUUAGUCAGUUCGUUGUAAUAGCCCUUCUAAUAUUUAUAAUCACUAGCGUUGUGUGUGUGUUUGUGUGUGUGUGUUAUUUUAUUUCUGCAAAUGUUUUAAUUUGCCUUCGGUUUUUGUUGUCAUAUUGUCCAAUGUGCAUUUGUAGGCCCCUACUUCCCUUAUAAAACACUAUGAAAAUAUUUUUU